AUGUAUCACGACAACCCAUCGUCGCGGUCUCCCGGAUCCCAGCGUCAGCAACAGUCUCUACACCGCCAGUCCUCUCGCCAGUUUGACGCGUACGGCCCGAUGCCUUCCAGCAACCCUUACGAAGAUCCACUGGCUCGGUACGAUACCAGUCGACUCGACCGGCUGAAUCCUUUGCAAGGUUCCACCUACAGUUACGAAAUGUCCGGCUCGCAAACCUGGAACCCCAAUGGGUUCAGUGGUGCUCAUACUCUGGGAGGAAUUAACUCUGCCACUGGCAGGAUGAAGCCUGCGACUCGAGGCAGAGCGGGGCUCCCAACGACGUGGCUGGAUCAGCAACCCGGCAUCCCCAGCCCUUUUUCAGGUGGCCUGGGCCAGGGCCAAAGCCAGGGCCAGAAUCAGAACCAGAGCCAGCUUCCCGGUUCUCAGGUUCAGAAUCCUCCCCCGGCAAACCAGGAGGGAGAGGACGAGCUGAUUCCGACCGCCAUCGUCAUCAAGAACAUUCCUUUUGCCGUGAAGAAGGAGCAGCUGGUACAGCUGAUGACGGAGAUGAACCUACCACUGCCUUACGCGUUCAAUUACCAUUUCGACAAUGGUGUCUUCCGUGGUCUUGCCUUUGCAAACUUCACCACGCCUGAAGAGACUGCUACGGUGAUCGAGUGUUUGAAUCACUUUGAGCUCCAGGGACGUAAACUGAGGGUUGAAUACAAAAAGAUGCUGCCGCUUCAGGAACGUGAGCGCAUCGAGAGAGAGAAACGAGAGCGACGUGGACAGCUCGAAGAACAGCACCGGCCCAUGGCUGCAUCGCAACUGCAGUCGCAGAGCUCCAUGUCCUCGCUCACUUCACACAUGCCCACGACUUCUCCGUCCCCUGUUUCCAACCGCAACUCAAAGUUAGAGGUGGACCUGAACGACAGUCAGACCUUGCAGUUCUAUUCUCAACUCCUUCUUUUCAAGGAAGACCCCAGUCGUGAAGCCUUGAUCUUCCCAUCGACCUUGACCCCGCUUCAACGUCGCACGGUACACACUUUGGCUCACAACAUGGGCUUGGGGCAUGCCUCUCGCGGCACUGGUGAUCAGCGCCAGGUGCAUGUGUUCAGGACUGCUCCCGGUUCCACCAGUUCCAAUGUCAGUCCCCCUACAUCCUCGAUCCAGCCAACAACGAUCCAUGCAUCGGACGCUUCCCGUCGCAGUCUGAAUCGGGCGGCCACGAUUGAUUUCGGCGAAUCCCGGAGUGAUGGACCCGGUGCAUUCGGGACUUUGCGUGGUCAGAAUUCCAACUUUCUCGGAGUCCUGGACUCGCCUGGUGGCUUCGGAAACUCCCAGAACUUGCGGGCUGCCAAGUCUUUUGCGGACCUGCGGUCCUACACUCCGUCUCCUGUUCUCUCCUCGGCGAGCUUCCCUGCCACUUUGCAGUCCAACGGAACGCGUCUUCAGCAGCAGUAUGAUGGUGCCACCAGUGGAGCUUCGAACACACCCACUUUGACCCCGACGCCGUCUGGAUCUUCUUUGGGCAUGCAGCGGGAUGAAAAUCUGCUGGUGAACAGCUUGGGUGGACUGUCUCUUGGAACUGGCAUCGGCGGCCCGACCUCUGGUAGCCCCAGAAGGCUGCGAGGAAUGUUUUCUUGGGAACAACAGGAUAAUAACCAGACUCCAUCCACCACGGCCGGGCCUAUCGGAAGCAACCGUACGAUCGGUGUCGGGUUCGACAACCAGUCCCAGGAGCGUCUGCCUGUGAGACAGCCACGAGGCCCAGCCCCAGAACGUGGAUCUGGCUUUCGACGCCAGAAUGGACACCAGUCGCGUGGCAGCGAUGAGCUUCGUACAAACUCGGGAGUCGAGAUAAUCGUUGAAUAG
Messenger RNA from Rasamsonia emersonii CBS 393.64, 1854 nucleotides. RefSeq names its product R3H domain protein. Gene Ontology annotation, cellular component: nucleus; cytoplasm. Lineage: Eukaryota; Fungi; Ascomycota; Eurotiomycetes; Eurotiales; Trichocomaceae. The transcript has 3 exons. The coding region runs from base 1 to 1854 and encodes 617 amino acids. Gene Ontology annotation, molecular function: mRNA binding. The record is from RefSeq and is a predicted model, not a curated record.